Messenger RNA from Panicum virgatum (switchgrass), 3613 nucleotides. Its product is annotated as transcription factor NIGTH1-like. Gene Ontology annotation, molecular function: DNA-binding transcription factor activity; DNA binding. Gene Ontology annotation, biological process: regulation of DNA-templated transcription. NCBI's taxonomy places the organism in Eukaryota, Viridiplantae, Streptophyta, Magnoliopsida, Poales, Poaceae. The record is from RefSeq and is a predicted model, not a curated record. The coding region runs from base 1593 to 3065 and encodes 490 amino acids. The transcript is spliced from 4 exons.
ACACCGUGUUUUCCUUUGUGUCCUCCUUUGUGCGUGCUUGAUAUCCCUCCCAAAGCCUAAGAUAUUCCUUGCUUGAGCCGUGCUAAUAUAUUCCUUGUGAAUGCAAAGCCAGCCGGCACCCUCGAUCUUCUCUCGCACACAGGGAUAGAGGAAACACAGGACAUGCAUACAUGCGUGUUAUUCCCAUGGCUAGCGAGGAAGAGCUUGUGUGUGAAGGGAUGCGCCACCCUUUUCAAAGCAAAGAGGGAGGAAUCUUUUUUCAUAUCUUUGGGGGCUUGAAUUAUGUGUGGUAUAUGCUGCUUUACUGCUUUACCAUCCCCUCCUUUGAUUAAUCGUGCAGGAAUCAUCCAUUAGAACCCCCAAAAACAAAAGUUGACAAUGCGUGAGCAUCUACGGUGUUUGAAGUUAACAAUUGCUAGAUUUUUAGUGUUAGCGGUUUCGCUGCAUUCUUUCGGUUUUUGUAAUGCGAGUUGCGAGUUGGAGGAGGAGGUGAUGUGAUUCUCAGGUAGGUAUAUCUAGUGAUUAUCCCUGUGUUUUGAGAUCAAGAUUAGGUAAAAGGUAAAUAUUCUCCCAAGACACCUAGUUGGGUUCUCUCUUAGACUUGCAAGGUUCUCUUUGGACUACUUUGAGCUCAUCUUUAAUUUCCUUUGAAUCAAACGCACCCACCUAAGCUUUUCAUUCUCCCAUGGGUGGACAAUGCAAAAGCUAGGAUGCAUGGAUGUUAAUUCUUUCGCUGUAAAAACCUUUGCAAAGUUAACUUACCACAAAAUGAGCAUCCACCGAAAAGAUAUUGCAAAUGCUCGUUGGGACAACUGGACAAGAAGACAGCAUGGCCAUGUAAAAGUUCCAAUUUUUCAAGCAUGCAUGCUUAUGAGAAGAGAUUCACAUCACUAGAACUUUGAAUGACAGAGCUCGAAUUGAUUUGAAUGGAGCUACCAGAAGCACACACAGGUGAUCGUCUGGGAGGGGAGACUACUGACUAGUAGACGAGACUAGAGAGAGAGAGAGAGAGAGAGAGAGAGAGAGAGACGUGCGUACGAAGAAGAGGCCCAACCAAAACCACAUGGCCUCAUCUGUGUGGUCGUUGUGUUGUGCUGGGAGGAGAUAAGUUUUUGAUUCUCUUGCAUGUACAUGAUGCAUGAAACCUCCUGCAUAUGCAGAAGCUUUUGCAUGCAGAUGCCUUUGAUCUUUGCAAGAAGUUACCAUGCCUUUGCUUUAUCCCCCUCCUCCCCCUUGCCCUGCUGCUGCUAGCUAGGAACCUCUUGCAAGAUCACAACAUGGCUUUUCCUUUUUCUCCCCCUCUAAAUCCACCUUUAUUCUCUCCCCUCUCCCAAAACUCACUCUUAAAAGAAGCCGAUUCCCCCUCUGAUCCCUCAUCAAACACACUCUCUCAUCACAUUCACAUUCUCUCUCUACAGCCCUGGUCUUCUCUCUCUCUCUAACACACAGAGCCGCUACUUGAUCAUAUUCAUGUCUGAGAAGUAAUAUACUAGAAGCUUGUAGCAGCUACUGCCAAUAGUGCAAGCAAGCUCCAACACGAACACGUAUACUUGCACUAGUGUCUAGUGAUCCUAGCGGCUGCGCUCGGCAGUAUGGCGUCUUCGCCCUCCGACCUAACCCUAGACUACAAGCCCAACGGCAGCGGCGGCGGCGGCGGCGGCGGCGCGUACGCGGUGAUCCCGAAGCAGCAGGAGCCGCUCGUCGACGGCCACCAUCUGACGACGGAGCAGACGACGCAGAAGCUCCGGGAGUUCCUCGCCCGCCUGGAGGAGGAGCGGCUCAAGAUCGACGCCUUCAAGCGCGAGCUCCCCCUGUGCAUGCAUCUUCUCAAUCACGCCAUGGAGGCGUACAGGCAGCAGCUGGAGGCGUACCGGAUGGGGAGCCUGCAGGGCGCGCCGGCGAGGCCGCUGGUGCUGGAGGAGUUCAUACCGCUCAAGAACAUCGGGAUCGACGCCGCCGCCGACAAGAUGGGGAACCCGCCGUCGGAGAAGGCGAGCUGGAUGGAGUCGGCGCAGCUCUGGAACGGGCCAGGCGCCGCGGCGGCGGCGCCGGAAACCGCUGCCAAGGACCCGCAGAUGCCCAAGGAGAGCUCGGAGCACCCGCUGCCGAUCGACACGCUCGGCGCCCUCGACGCCGCCGCCGCGGGACAGCGCAACGGCGGCGCGUUCCUCCCGUUCGGCAAGGACAAGGCCGCCGCGGACGGCGCGGCGCUGCCGGAGCUCGCCCUCGCGCCCGCGGAGAAAGACGCGGGCGAAGCCGACAGGAAGCCGUACCUUGACGCCGCCGGAGCCAACGGUGGCCUCGGCGCGCGGAGAGACCUCCAGAACGGGGCGAAGCCGCCGCCGAACGCGCCGGACGGGCAGGCGCCGCCGCCCCCUCCGCAGACCCACCGGAAGGCCCGGCGGUGCUGGUCGCCGGAGCUGCACCGCCGGUUCGUCAAUGCCCUCCAGAUCCUCGGCGGCGCCCAAGUGGCGACCCCGAAGCAGAUUCGCGAGCUGAUGAAGGUGGAUGGCUUGACCAAUGAUGAGGUGAAAAGCCAUCUUCAGAAGUACAGGCUGCACACACGGCGGCCGAUGCCGGCGCCGCCGGCGCCCGCGGCCGCGGCGCCGCAGCUGGUGGUGCUCGGCGGCAUCUGGGUCCCGCCGGAGUACGCGACGCAGGCGGCGGGCCAGGCCAUCUACGGCGCGCACCCGGCGACGCAGCCGCACUACACGGCGGCCGUGGCGGCGGCGCAGGAGUACUACCCGCCCCCCGCGGCGGUGCACCACCUGCAGCACCACCCGGCCGCCAUGGUGCACCGCGCGGCCGCGCCACCGCCGGCGCCGCAUGCGGCCGCGUACAAGGCGGCCAUGGCGGGCUCGCCGCCGGAGUCAUCCGAGGGCCGCGGCAGCGCGGGCGGAGGCAGCGUCGGCGGCGGCGGCGGCGGCGGAGGGAGGGAGAGGUCCGAGAGCAUCGAGGAGGAGGACGAGGGCGAGGACCGGGAGGACGACGACGACGACGACGACGUGCCGGCCGCCAAGCCCACCGGCGAGGAAUCCGCCGGCGCCGCGGCGAUCAAGUACUGAUCAACAAAUUAACUAGCGUGCCCUACUCCAUUACUGAAUACUUAGUAGCUAGAUUAAUCACUAUUAGCUCCGGGAUUUCUCUAAAAGUCUGUGCUGUUGCUGCAUCACCGGGAAAAGUGGAUUUUUGUUCGCGCCCGCGCGGGGAACGGACGCCGAUCGAUCUGAACUCGCUCUACUCCACACAACAUGUGAAGUGGGAGUGGAGCGGAGUGUCCGAGAUUGUCUCAUUCGUGAUGUGAUACAUGAGCGGGGGGCUUUUCUUUGCUUUUGGGGGGGCUUGGCACAUGGGUCUCUCUUUGAGUUUUCUGCCUUUGCUUUCCUUCGAGCUGGUAAAUAUAUUUUGUCAUGAAAAUAUGGUCAGCUAAUCUAGUCGGUAAUGUACGCUUGGUUGGGUCUGGAGAUAAUUGGGACAUGUGGAUUAUUGGACUCUAGUAUGUGAUCAUUUGAUUGUUAUGCUUGUACCCUAGUAUUGUGAUGAGCCCAUUGCGGACCUCUGGAUAAUGCAAGCUAAAAUUGCAGUUUUGCAGAUGUACUUUCUGCUGUGAGAA